CCUGACACCCCGUCUAUAAGAAGCCACCCGAGCUGGCCAAGACUCCGCAGGAUGCAGUGGGGGAAGGUGCUUGGGGGGGUGGCGGGGGCCGCGGCCCUCUUGGGGCUAGGGAUCAUCCUGGGCCACUUUGCCAUCCCCAAGGGAGCCAACCCGCCAGCACCCAGUGCCUCAGCCUCCCAGGACCUGGACCCAGAGAUCCUUGAGACCAUCAUGGGGCAGCUGGACGCCAGCAGGAUCCGGGAGAAUCUUAGAGAGCUCUCCAAGGAGCCACACCUGGCCUCCAGCCCCCAGGACGAGGCGCUGGUGCAGCUGCUGCUGCGGCGCUGGCGGGACCCAGAGUCAGGUCUGGACUCGGCGGAGGCAUCCACCUACGAAGUGCUGCUGUCCUUCCCCAGCCAGGAGCAGCCGAACCACGUGGCCAUUGUGGGUCCCAAUGGGACCAUCCUCUUCUCCUGCCGCCAGAGCGAAGAGAACCUGACUGGGGAGCAGGGGGGGCCUGAUGUGGUGCCACCCUAUGCUGCCUACGCCCCCCCCGGAACCCCACAGGUGGGCCUAGAAUACACCCUCCCACUGCCAUGGCCCAGCUGCCCGGCUCCCACUCCAGCUUCUCCCAUCCUGACUCAGGGGCACUUGAGAAAAUGUCUCGACUGGGGCUCAGCUCCCCCAGCCCCAGAGUUUUUUCAGCUCCACAUUCCAUUGCUACUUCUAUCGCCCAUCACUUAGUCACUCAGCAAACACGAAUGGCUCCUGCUCUAGGCCGGGCCAGAUACACGGUACCUGGACACCAGGAAACCAGGUGUGACUGACCUUGGGGAACUUGCAAUCAAAACCCUUUAUCCUGCCACC
Messenger RNA from Myotis davidii, 846 nucleotides. Its product is annotated as N-acetylated-alpha-linked acidic dipeptidase-like protein. Lineage: Eukaryota; Metazoa; Chordata; Mammalia; Chiroptera; Vespertilionidae. The transcript is spliced from 3 exons. The record is from RefSeq and is a predicted model, not a curated record. The coding region runs from base 52 to 723 and encodes 223 amino acids. Gene Ontology annotation, molecular function: carboxypeptidase activity.